GUCAUGGGAGAAACUGAACUUGACACGAUGGUUUUCAUAUUCCGCACUUUACAUGCUUGAGUGCAUGGGUUGACAUCAAAGCGACCAUAUCGCGCCGGCGUGAUCAUUGGGCAUCACCGAUUAUAUGACUGCCUCAUAAAUGUGAGAGAAGGGUGCACAGAGAUACUUUCGAUAACACGGCAGGCUAAGCCUCUCAGCUAUAAGCCUGAUAAUUGGCAAAGCACAAUGGGAGUUGGUCCAUAAUCAUCGGACCUUACUAAAUACGAUGUAGAGAUAUCGGUUAUUCGUUGAUGCCUAGGUUCUUUUCCCCUUGGGAAGAGAGGGAUAGGUGCCUUUUUUUUUCUUGAUUCCCUUCGAAUUAGCGUUUUCUUUUUAUUUUUUCACAUCGCAGCAUCACAUUCUGGUGAAUGUUGGAUACUCCUGGAAACAGAAUUAAAAAGUAAAUCCUCAAAUGGAUAUACUUAUGGCUUCUUUUUCGGAUCUAAAUUGACGAUCUUUUUUCUUUUUAAAAAAUGAGAAUGAGAAAUAUGUCGGUGCUGCCUAUUUGUUUCACCACUUCUUUCCCUGUCCAGCCUUUUCAUUUUUCAUACUUCCUACAGCUAUCAAAAAAUUCCCGAGGUGAUUUCUGGUUGAGUCCUUUGAGGUGUGGGACCUAUGCUUCGUCUGUCGCGCACUGCCCUUACGGGGCGAGCGAUGAUUUCUCGCGGAAGCCCUGAGUGGUCGCACCGCCUGGACCUUAAAAAAGGCAAAAAGACCACUUUAGCGCAUAAAUUGGGAACCAGCAAGCCAAAUAACGCGCUUCAGUACGCGCAGAUGACGUUGCACGACCUCACGGAAUGGGCGCUCGCGUACUCGCCGUGGCCGCUGACGUUUGGGUUGGCGUGCUGCGCGGUGGAGAUGAUGCACUCGUACGCCUCGCGGUAUGAUCUCGAUCGUUUCGGCAUCGUUCCCCGCCCUUCCCCUCGUCAGGCGGAGAUUAUUAUCGUCUCGGGAACGGUUACGAACAAGAUGGCGCCGCUUCUGAGAAAUAUCUACGUCCAAAUGGUGAACCCAAAGUGGGUGAUCUCGAUGGGUAGCUGCGCGAAUGGGGGGGGGUAUUAUCACUUUUCGUACGCCGUCCUUCGUGGGUGUGAGCGCUCUAUCCCAGUUGACUUCUGGAUCCCAGGCUGCCCGCCCUCCGCUGAGAGCUUGGUGUUCUGUCUGCAUAACCUUCAAAAAAAGAUUCGAUGGCAUGAGAUUCAGAAGUACUCUGUCCGAUAA
This is a messenger RNA of Phytomonas sp. EM1, 1260 nucleotides long. The record is from the annotation of a GenBank genome assembly. NCBI's taxonomy places the organism in Eukaryota, Euglenozoa, Kinetoplastea, Trypanosomatida, Trypanosomatidae.